This is a messenger RNA of Ectocarpus siliculosus, 1086 nucleotides long. The record is from the annotation of a GenBank genome assembly. NCBI's taxonomy places the organism in Eukaryota, Phaeophyceae, Ectocarpales, Ectocarpaceae.
AUGGCGGACGUCGCGGUCAUCGUUCUCGGUGUAAUGGCCCAGAUCCGCGAUAUUGUGAAAGACAUCAAAGAGAACGACCGGCAAGCUUGUCGAUUGAUCGAGAGAGUGAAAGCCAUCCAACCUGCUGUACUCGCCGUCAAGCAGGGCACCAACACGUCUUCUUCCGAUUCAUUGAGCCAACUCUUAGCGACUGUGGACAUGAUCCGAAACUUCUUGGAAGGCUACGCACAGAUGUCGAAAUUCAAUCGCGCCCUCAAGCGGAAAGCAAACGCCAGUGAGUUCACACAAUUCGGCGUUCUCCUCACCGAGGGCGUGCAAACGCUUUCGCUGGACGUCGCCGUGGACGCGUGGGCCAAAGAAGAUGCAGCAGACCGCCUGGACGAUCUCGAGAACAUGGUGGACAUCAUGGAAAGGAUGGAGCGCAACCGCACGGAAAAUCAAGCAGAGAUUCUCGGUGUUUUGAAGUGCGAGCAUCACGCAGACUGGUUGCACGUUCGUACAUUUCAGGCACUCCGAAAAGACGAGCGGUCGGAGCUAACGGAGUGGGACGAGAUCGACUAUGACAAAGACUUGGACUUCAAGGGCAGCAGCCGCUCGGGUCGGGGGGCUUCGCUCGCUAGCCGGGGCUCCCUGCGGGAGAACUUGCACUCAUCGAGCGAACCGCUCGCACACGCGCUGCAGACGGCGUUCCUGUACGACAUUGCCCGAGGCAUGUCGUUCUUGCACAAAAAGGGUAUUUUGCAUCGCGACCUGAAAUCUGCGAACGUGCUCAUGUUUGCCAAUGGUCGCCUGAAGCUUUGCGACUUCGGGCUGUCCAAAAUCAAGACGGAAUCCUCAAGCAGGUCGAAACGAGGGGCUGUGGGGACCGCGCAAUGGAUGUCACCAGAGGAGAUGGACGAGAGCCCGGCAAGUGAACGAACGGAUUUAUACAGAGUCCUCACCCCAAGGGCACGAACCUCGAUUGCGAUAUCAAAGUUACCGUGCUACUUGUCCAGACGAAAGAGGAAAGACAACAAGAACGUUCUGGGUCAGUUCAUAUCGAAUCAGGCCCCGAACCUCUCCAUACAGUUGAUACUGGAAGUGUAA